Laetiporus sulphureus 93-53 is the source of this 2181-nucleotide messenger RNA. RefSeq lists its product as uncharacterized. The record is from RefSeq and is a predicted model, not a curated record. Bases 80 to 1942 code for a protein of 620 amino acids. NCBI's taxonomy places the organism in Eukaryota, Fungi, Basidiomycota, Agaricomycetes, Polyporales, Laetiporaceae. Gene Ontology annotation, biological process: regulation of DNA-templated transcription. The transcript is spliced from 4 exons. Gene Ontology annotation, molecular function: DNA binding; DNA-binding transcription factor activity, RNA polymerase II-specific.
GUUCACGACACAUCGUGCCGCUUUUGCUAGUGUAUCUGAGCCACUCCCACUAGUACUUACCAGCUGAGCUCCUUCGGCCAUGGCCUCAUACACGAUGCCAGUCUCCGACCUCGAUAUUUUACGGCGAAUCGUGGACGUUGCGAGAAGUGUCGUCAAGGCUUCUGCAGCACGAGCCUCGUUUCCUGCAACAACAGAUUCCUCGCGAUCGAUGCUGCAAGAAUAUGCUGCACCUGCAUUCGACUGCAUUCUUCCUCCAUUGUUAUCGCUAGGUGAUCGUCUGCCCUCCAUGCUUCAUCCGGCAAUCGCAAACAAGAUCGUAAGUGCCUACACGGAAGCCGCCAUGCGACUGAAGAAGGAAUGCGAAACGCAGCUUCGGCGAGCUAGCCGUGCAUUCAUCGAUGAUUCACCCACUUCGGAUACGGAAUAUCUACAGCUUCUACUUCGUUCGGCUUAUCAAACCAAGUUCGUUGACACCAUGGAUACUUGGGUCAAGCAGAUCGUGGAUAACGUCAAUAACCGAAUCAUGCAUACGCGGAGUGGAGAGCUAAAGUCAGGAACGAGGGAGCACGUGGAUAUGGACCCCUCGCGGAGCAGCUUUGAUCAGGCUUCCGUCCUGAUUUUGAUGAAAGCAUAUCGACAAAAUGCUUUUCCCUCUGUGACACAGAGACAGGAACUCGCAUGCGAAUGUGGCUUGGACUAUAGUCAGAUCACGAAAUGGUUCCAAAAUCAGAGGAAUCGCUGCAAGAUCGAGAAGGAGAAUCCAGGCACAGACCACAACUUUCUUGAACUACCAGAAGAACAUAAGACGAUCAUAGCGGAGUCAUUUGACCAUAACGCCGUGAAUAACGGGUCCUGCCUCAAAUGCGGCAAGGCCGAGAGCCUGAAACCUAUCACACGUGCACCGAGAAGCGGGACAAUUAUUGCAUUCGAUCGAGGCCGUCCUGCGCAUGCAUUUCCAUCUCCAUAUCCUCCUGUCGGCCCCGAUCCUCUUUACCCUCCGGAAGAUGUCCCUCGCUGCCUGGAUUUACCAUGGUUGCGACGAACGUCUUCGUCACACAUUCCUCUGUCAGGUUCAGCGGAUAUCGCGGACCUGUCCGAGUUGUUCGCGAGAUUGUCUUUGAACGAUGAUUCUCAGGAGGUUCCGAAGCAAUCACAGCGUUCACAUUCGGCAACCCUGCACGCUGCUCUUGGAUUUGCCGUUAUUCCACCUUGUGCACCGCUGCCUGCGUUGCUUCCCUUGCGUUGUGAUUAUCUGCAAUUGUCGUGUGCGCAGUCGUGUCAAAAAUCCCUGCUUGACAGUCCCGUGGACAAAAGCCAGGCUUGUUCUGCGUCGCCUCCCCAUCCACAGAAUCCAGAAACAUUCUCGCGUCUCAACCCAUCCGCUCAUACGCCGUCGUUUAGUACGGCGACUAGCCGGAAUUCAUCCCAUCUCUUCGACCGAAGUGUGUCCGGAUUGCCUAGAUCUAGACGAUACGGACAGCCAAAUGGACAGUACUGCGACAAACAAAGUGCUCAGAGUGCCUCAUAUACGAGGUCAAAUGAGCUCGCUUCUAAACUGCGAGAAUCCGGCGCAAAGAAAGGGGCCCCCACUGCAACUCCAACACCACCUGUUGCACUUCAUUCAUCACCGCCGCUGCCUCCGCCUGUUGCAUCGAUACGAGUGGUUCACCAACCAUAUCCUCCACCAAGGUAUCUGGCAGCAAGACGUAUGACUCGGUGGGAAGCGCGUGCCUCUACACCAGAGAAACAUGUCAUUUCUAUCUGGCCCCUUGCACGCUCAAUGUGUUCAGUCGGCCGCCGUCGGACAUCAGUUUCUUUUCGAUCAUUAUCACCGUCCGGCUCCAGCUCAGGCACAGACUCGGAUGUGCCUCUCACACCGCCUCCGAAUUCAGUCGACCUCCCUCCUGCUGCUGUAAUGCAACACCACUGUCAUGACUGGUAGAGGCCCUACGCUGAUUGCGUUGUAGAGCUCUGUCUUUUCUCGCCUGAAUUUGCGUGAUAUCUAACUUGUAGUUCGAUCCUGUUGAUGACGGCGAAUGUUUUACCAUGCAGACAUCGGCCUUUAUACCCCGACCGGCUGAUCUCAAUGUGUUAAAUUAUUAGUAUUUACAGCCUGAGACUAAUUUAUGACGUGUUCCGACGACAUUGUCUUCUCUUCAAUAGUAUAUCUUGCAUCGGCGU